GCUCGGGAGAGUGGAGUAUGGCUUCGCUGAGUCAGGCACUGCGCGAGCUACAGGGACCUUUGCUCCCCCCGAAGGACCUGGUGGAGGACGAAGAUGAUUAUCUGAGGGGGGAUGCGGAGGAGGAGGAAGAUACGGUGUUUGUCGAUGCCGAGGAGCUCUGCAGUGGGGGCGUAAAGGCGGGCGGCCUCCCUGGUCGGCUCCGUGUUUCAAUUUUUGAUGAAAACACUCACCAGCAAUGUGAAGUGUUUGGACGUUUUCCAUUAAUGGGUCCUUGGUGGCGAGUGAAGGUACAGGUACAGCCUGUAGGAUCGAGGAGCUAUCAAGUUCAAGGAUUUCCUUCUUACUUUUUACAGUCAGAUAUGUCAGCACCAAAUCAGUUACACAUCUGUUCCCUCUUUCUUAAAGACUGUAAUGUCCCCAGUGAAAACAGAAAUAAAUUUUUAGCAUGGGUAAAUGAUGAAUCAAGUUAUAAAGACCUCAACUUUGAAAAUCUUAGGGAAAAAUUAAGAACUUACCAAAAGAAUAUUGAAAGGAAUACUCAAAAACAAUCUACACAGAAAACGCAAGAAGAGUCACCACCAGAUUACGAGAUACUGCUUCCUCUGGAAAACACAAUUCCAUAUAUAACUGUGAUGAGAGCUUUGCAGUUUCCAAAAAUAAUGGAAUUCCUUCCAGUUCUUCUGCCCCGACACUUUAAACGGCUCAUAAGCUCAGAUUCUGCAGAGGUGUUGGAAGAGAUAGAAGAGAUUUUACGUACACAGCCAUGGAAACUCGGAUUUCGUAAAAUAACCUACAGACAGUUGAAGCUUCUGCAAUGUGAGGCAAGUUGGACAUCGUUUUGUCAGUGCAGGUCUCUUCUCCAGUUGAUGACUGACUUGGAGAAGAAUGCAUUAGUAAUAUAUUCUGAACUGAAGCAGAUGUGUAGACAGCAAGGGCACACGUGUGUUGAAGAAGCUGACUUAACUUCUGAAUUGUCAGACCGCAUGUCUUUUCAUGAUGCUUGGCAGUCUCUGAAGUUCUUGAAGGAUAUUGGUGUGGUGACGUAUGAGAAGGGCUGUGUCUUUCUUUACGACCUUUACCAGGCUGAAAGAGGCAUUGCCUCUUCAAUCUGUGACCUGAUGACAAGGUCGCCAUGGCGAUUACAUGUUGAUGUCAAAAAGGUGCUUGCGUCUAUUCACACCACAGGACCUGAGAAUUCAGGAAGUGAUGCUACGCUGAAUAACAGUAAACCUGAUGAAACAAGAUUAGAAGAUCCUGUGGAUAUUUGGGACACGCAGGACAGCGGAGACCAUAUUUUGGAUAAUGGUGAAAAUGAAGUUAAGGCAGAAAUAAGUGAAGUCCAACUGGAUCAGGAUCAGGUGGCUGCUUUGGACAUGAUUUGCUCCAAUGCUGUGACAGUCAUAAGUGGGAAAGGUGGUAGUGGGAAGACCACAAUUGUUAGCCAGCUUUUUAAGCAUAUAGAGCUGUUGGAAGAAAGAGAAGUGAAAAACGCUUGUGAAGAUUUUGAACAAGACCAGAAUGUACCAGAAGAAUGGAUUACCUUCACCCAGCAAAGUCAGCUGAAGCCGGGCAAGGCUAUAGAAGUUUUACUUACAGCACCUACAGGGAAAGCAGCUGGCUUACUGAGACAGAAAACUGGUUUCAACGCUUAUACGCUAUGUCAGGUCAAUUAUAGCUUCUACUUAUGGGAGAAAAAAACAAGGACCAAGGACAUGCCAUGGAAAUUUUCUUCGGUUAGAGUUCUGGUUGUGGAUGAAGGGAGUUUGGUAUCUGUCAGAAUCUUUAAAUCAGUUUUAAAUUUACUGUGUGAGCACUCCCAACUUUCUAAGCUUAUUGUCCUUGGUGAUAUUAGACAGUUACCCAGUAUUGAACCUGGUAACUUGCUGAAAGAUCUUUUUGAGACUCUCAAGUCAAGAAAUUGUGCUGUUGAACUAAAGACAAACCAUAGAGCAGAAUCUGAACUAAUUGUGGACAAUGCUACAAGAAUCUCAAGACGCCAGUUUCCAACAUUUGAUGCAGAGCUGAAUAUCUCUGAUGAUCCAACAUUGCCUGUCUCAAUACAAGAUAAAUCAUUUAUUUUUGUUAGACUCCCAGAAGAAGAUGCCAGUUCUCAGUUCUCAAAAAGUAAUCAUCACUCUUAUUUAUAUUCUGCAGUUAGUACUUUACUCAAAGAAAAGGACCUACAAGAUGCAAAAACAUCACAAUUUAUUGCAUUUAGAAGGCAGGACUGUGACGUGAUCAACACCUGCUGUUGCAAGCACUACACGGGCCGUCUAAUCAAAAACCAUCAGAAUAGACUUGAAUUUGGAGUUGGUGAUAAAAUUUGUUGUACCAGGAAUGCGUAUCUCUCAGACUUACUCCCUGAAAAUACCUUCAACAGCCAACAAAAUAAUGAACUAAAGGCCAGUGGUGAAGACUUCAAUGGUACUCCUCAUGGUUUUGCUAAAAAUAAGCAUGACUUUGAAAGUGGUAUUCGACUCUGCAAUGGAGAAGUAUUUUUCAUAACAGAGGAUAAAACUGAUAUAACUUUUGGAAAGCAAAGAUUUUUGACCAUUAAUAAUAUGGCUGGCUUCGAAGUAACUGUGGAUUUUGGGAAACUAAUGCAAUAUUGUCACAUAAAACAUGCAUGGGCAAGAACUAUUCACACUUUUCAGGGGUCAGAGGAGAAGACAGUGGUGUAUGUGGUUGGGAAGGCGGGCCGCCAGCACUGGCAGCACGUGUACACAGCGGUGACCCGGGGCCGCUGCAGAGUAUACGUCAUUGCAGAAGAGUCUCAGCUUCGGAGCGCAAUUAUGAAAAACAGCGUUCCCAGAAAAACUCGUUUAAAACAUUUUUUGCAAAACAAGCUCUCCGAGAGCUGUGCAUCUCCAGCAGAGUUUGCAUCCCCAUCAAAGAGCCCUGAAGACAGCAGGAGACCCAGCACCCAUCCCUCGGCAUCCCCACUCCCUACAGUCACAGAUGACAGGGUGACAGAUGACGUCCCCAGAAGGAGGGCCUCUGUGGCUGGUGACACGCUGUUUGCCUUUGCUGAAGGAUGGAAAUUAUCUUCAUCUGAUGCAGUGCAUGCAACUGAGGAUCCGUCACAAUCGAGAGGGUCCAAAAGAACAUGUUGCACGAAUGCCGCUGCAAGUCCAAGCAAAAUUCUUAUGGUGGAAGAAUCAUCUCCACAAGUGUCUUCUAAACUUCAGAAUUUGAGACUAAAUAGUUUAACCCCCAGGCAACUUUUCAAACCUACAAAUAAUCAAGAAACUUAGUUUUAUUUCAGAUUGCUCAAAGUAAUUGUUUUUUUCCAUUCAACACAAAAUGAACGUCGUAGCUUCAAAGGAUCAAGACAAAAGAGGAUGUCUAUUAACUGGAGUUUUAUUUUAAGGCAUUUGUGUUAGCAGAUGUUUUCAAAUCAUGUCAUCAAAGAAAACCUUAGUGAUUUUGACAUCUGUCAUCAGGAGAACUGACAGCACUGAUCAUGUAUGAGGGAAAAAUAUGUUAUAUAUAUAUUUUUUUAAAAACUGUACUUUUAAAAGUGUUUUAUUUUUAGAAUAAUGCCUUAUUAACUUCCAUCAUCGUUGUGGGUGAUCUUUGCCAUUGGGUUGAAGCAGUGGUAAAGAUAAACUGUAAUUAUAUCUCUUAAAUUAUUAACACAUAUUCUAGGACAUUGUGUCUUCUGCAAAGUGGUCAUCUCACAAGGCUGCUACUUGCUCCGUCACUGCUGCUUGGGCCUACCUAGUACAUUUUCCUGGAAAUUCCUGCUGAGCUGGAAGCACAUUGGUUUUGGUUUUUGUUUUCUUAAUUUGAGAUAUAAUUGACAUAGGACAUUGGGUAAGUUUAAGGUGUGCAU
This is a messenger RNA of Balaenoptera acutorostrata (minke whale), 3835 nucleotides long. It is a transcript of the gene HELB, whose product is annotated as DNA helicase B. NCBI's taxonomy places the organism in Eukaryota, Metazoa, Chordata, Mammalia, Artiodactyla, Balaenopteridae. The coding region runs from base 18 to 3254 and encodes 1078 amino acids. The record is from RefSeq and is a predicted model, not a curated record. The transcript is spliced from 13 exons.